Messenger RNA from Sipha flava (yellow sugarcane aphid), 5211 nucleotides. It is a transcript of the gene Wdr81, whose product is annotated as WD repeat-containing protein 81. Gene Ontology annotation, cellular component: mitochondrion. Bases 1 to 5118 code for a protein of 1705 amino acids. Gene Ontology annotation, molecular function: protein binding; phosphatidylinositol 3-kinase regulator activity. The record is from RefSeq and is a predicted model, not a curated record. Gene Ontology annotation, biological process: aggrephagy. The transcript has 26 exons. Lineage: Eukaryota; Metazoa; Arthropoda; Insecta; Hemiptera; Aphididae.
AUGACCUGGCUAGAUGUUGUUUCAAAAGAUCUUACAAUCCCUGUUGAAUAUUUGAAGCCUACCAACAAUUCUAAAAGAUUCCUUGCUAAUGUUCAUCGGAUUUGGUUUAGAGAUUUUUUAAAUGGAAUUUAUCGUCCAUUCUUGCAUCAUGAGAUGUUUACAAAUGAUGAUGUCCGUGCAAAAGUUCAACAAAUCGAAAGCUUGGGCGAUACUUGGAUAUAUGUUUUGAUAACUGUCAUACAAAAAGUAGAUAAAUCAGUGAUUCCUUUGGCACGACGACAUGAAACUGUGAAUUUUGAUAAAAACUUAAGUUAUUCACAACAAUUACAAUAUGUCACAGUUACAAAUAGAAAAAAUCUAUGGAAAGAAGCAUAUAAAAAAUAUGAUGGUUUUUUUUGUAGAGAAAAAUCUAUGACCUCAAAUAUAUGCCUUUCUCCUCAUGAUACUAUAAUAAGAGAUAUACUUAGUCGUUUCUACAACUGUCCAAUAGUUCACUCACAAGAAUGUUCACGUAAAAUAUCAUUGACUGAAAAUGAAUCUCAUAGUAAUAUUUUACCAGCUAACUUAGUUUUUGAAACUAAUAAAUAUUUUUACCUAUUGCAGGAGACAAAUAAUGUACAUUCGUUUCAAGAUUGUGUAAAUUAUAGUCCAACAUUAUUAAAGUCAAGCCAUGCCCGUCCACUAUUUGUGUUAUAUCAACUUUUGAAUGCAAUGCAAUAUACCCAUGAUCAAGGACUUGUGCUUGGUGACAUUACAUUAUCUGAUAUAAUUGUUUCCCCUGAGUUGUGGAUUCGGAUUCUCCCAAGAAUCACCGAUAAUAUUUCAGAUGCUGAUGAAUUUGAUAACAGUUAUGACGAAACAGUUAAAAGUUCAAAUGCUGAACAUUUGGCAGAAAUAUGUGAACAAUGGGUUCGCGGAAAUAUGUCUAAUUUUGACUAUAUUACAUUUUUGAAUAAAUUAGCUGGUAGAAAAUAUGGUGAUCCUAAAUGCCAUCAUGUAUUCCCUUGGGUAACUGACUUUAGUUCUCGAGCUGGCCUUAACUACCGUGACCUUACUAAAUCAAAGUAUAGGUUAAAUAAAGGUGAUCGGCAAUUAGACUUGACUUAUGAUAUUGAAGAUGAGAAAACUUCUGCUCUGACCCCACAUCAUGUUCCUGAUAUUUUAUCAGAAAUAACUUACUAUGUUUAUCGAUCCCGAAUAACUCCUCGGUCGGUUCUUUGUCGUUAUAUUAGAACAAAAUUUGUUCCUGAAGAGUAUCCUUCUAGUAUACAACGUAUGCAAGAAUGGUCUCCAGAUGAAUGUAUUCCAGAAUUUUUUACUGAUCCAUCAGUUUUUAAAUCUAUACAUAAAGAAUUACCUGAUUUGGGUAUUCCUACAUGGGCAGAGAAUGUUCAAGAUUUAGUAGAUACACAUAAAGCCAUACUAGAAAGUAACUAUAUUUCUGAACGUUUACAUCAUUGGAUUGAUUUAACAUUUGGAUACAAAUUAUCUGGUUCAGCUGCAGUAAAAUCAAAAAAUGUAUGCCUUCAACUGUGUGAUAAUCAUACUUAUCUGUCAUCAUCUGGUAUUGUACAACUAUUUACUCAGCCUCACCCUCAAAGAGUAUUGCCAUCACCUUAUUUUUCAAGAAUUCCUCCCAUUUUACCUAAAUUGAAAACUCCUCCAAAUGUUGAAGAACAAUAUCUUAAUACAUCUUCUGAUAAUGAAACAUCAGCAAAUGAUUUUACAAAAUAUUUAGAUUUAUCUAAAAUACCACUUUGUCUUCCACCAGAUUAUAAUCCUGCAACACCAUUAUUCGCUUUAGAUUCAUUAAAUAAUUUUUUAAAUGGAGUAUGUGCUAAGACAUUAAAAUCUUCUACUUCUGAUGAAUUUCGUUCAAAAGAUAUGAUGUCAUACAAAAAAAUCAUAGCUAAUCGAAGAGCUCAAGAAAUUCAAGUUUUGGGAUGUUUAAUUGUAGAAUUAUUUUUGGGAGAUAAAAUGAUUGCUCAUGGGAGUAAUUUACCAUUAUCUUUUUUGAAAAGAUUACAAAUCUGCCGUGUACUAGCAUGUACAUAUCAAAAAAGUCUUCCAGAUUGUAUUCGUCCUGUGGUCAAGUUACUGCUUCAAAUCGAUAAAAUUCCUUUAAACGUAAACCCAUCACCAUUUGAUUUUAAUUGGUGCUCUGUUAUUACAGAUAAUGGACUGCCACCACCAACUCCUCAUCAGAUCCUCAUUCCUUGUCUCUCAUCUUCGAUUUUGCAUUUUCCUAAUUAUUUUUCUAAUAUACACAACAUAUUAAGAAUUUAUUAUGAUUAUAAAACAGUGAAAUCAGAAUUGGAGAGUGUCAAAAAUUUAUUGGAAGAAAAUCAAAAAUUUACUCUGGAUAUGUUUGAUACUGUAUGUAUUAAGCUUAUUAUGGAAAUUGAGCAAGAGAUGUGUGAACUGAGUGAAUCUGGAACACUUGGAAUACUAGCUGAUAGCACUUGGAUAGAAUUUUUAGUGCCAAUGGUUAUUGAACUUUUAUCCGAUUCUAAUUGUAACACUUUAGCAGCUUUACAUUUAUUGGAACCAUCAUUUAAAGCCUUAGGUAUGCAAAAAUCUAAGGAAUUACUUCUUAAUUAUGUAACAACAUUGUAUGAAGAAUGCUUGAAAGAUAUCGUCCAAGAAAAUAUUCCUAUUCAUCAAAAAUGGUUAAAACUAUAUCAAAAAUCAUUUUUAAUGAAAUUAAUCUCUGGUUUUGGAACAAGAAUAUUCUUAAAAUAUUUUGUUCCUAUACUCGUGGAAACAGUUGGGUCCGGAUGUAAUUUUAACAGAGCAUGUCCAAUUCCUAUUCAAUAUCUUAAUGACCUUUGUAGCUCAUUUACCUCAUAUGAAGACAGCAGUUCAAAUCCUGUCACAGAAACCAAUCAAGUUGUUAAAGUAGUUGAACAUGAUACACUAUCUCUAGAUGAUGAAGCUUUGACUAAUAGUAUAGUUUCACUUCAAGAUGUUCUCUUGGAUGAUCAAGAUGUAAUAGUUGAUUAUGAUAGACAAAGUGCAGAUACUAACUUUAGUGAUGAUAAAAGUUUGGUUGAUGUUACAAUUGGAUAUGUAGAGGAUAGUGAAAAUAUUUCUCCUUCUUGUCUUACUCCCGAUUCAGAAAAAAUCAGUUCUGAAGAGCAUUUAAAGAUAUCAGAAGUUAGUGCAGAUUCCCUUGUAUGGGUAUCAAAUCGCAUAGGUCCAGUACAUACAUCUAUGUAUAUUACAAAAAACCUAUUGAAAAUGUUAAUGUUAUGUUACUCAGAUUCAUUACAAAGUGAUGAUAAGGCAACUAUGGUCAUUAAUUGUUUAAUGAGUAUUGCAGGUAUUUAUGGUGAACAAGUGAUUUUGGUCCAAUAUUUACCACAUAUAAGUGAUGUAGUGUCAUUAUGCAAACGUAGCAAAAUGACCACGAGUCUUGAAAGUGGUCUUAUUGGAUGUGUAACUUUAUUGAAAUAUCUUAUGUCUUAUUUUACCAACUCAACACUAAAUGAAAUUAGUCAAGAUACAUUAUGCAAAGGAAUUAUACAUCCAAUGUUAAGAAUUUUAUCAUCUCAAAAAGUAAUUUUUCCAUCAGGGGGACAGAGUCGUAGUAAUUUUGCUACGAAAUUGUUUGAAACAAUAUAUUUUUUUGGCCUUAAACAAGGACAUCUAAUUUCAAAAACCAUACAACGAUUGUUCUUAGUAUUUGAUAAAUUGAGACAUGUUGAUCCACUUAGUAUGGCUGAUACCAAUCCAAGAAAUCAAACCAUGGAGUUAAACAAUAGUGAUUCUGGUGAUUCUCCUUCAACAAUUAGUGCUGAUAAAUCAAACAUUAAAAUAAAAGCUAUGGAACAACUCUGUAAGGUUUUAACACCAAAAUUAGCUUAUCAUUCUUAUAAUUUAUUUGUAAAAUACUAUGGAGAAUCAUUUAUGCAAAGGACAUUAAUGAAUUGGGAUUACAUUAAAGAACUGUGUGUUACAUAUAAAGAAGAAAGAGUUUAUUCUGGUUAUGCAAAUAUUGAUUAUAAUGAUAGUACAAUACAUUUUGAAGAACAGCUUGGAAAGCAUCUUACUCUCAAGGGUAAUAAAAUUCAUUUUCAGGAUGAAGAAAUAGAAGUAGCUGAAGAUGCUAAGACCCUGGUAGAAUCAUCUAGGCAUUUAAGAGGAAAUUGGUUAGCAUAUUGGGAACAUGAAAUUGGGCGCAAUAGUCGUGAUACUUGGUUUAAUUUUAAACAAAUCAAGUUACAAACUUUUAGUGGACAUCAAUCAACAGUUAAAUCUUUAAGUGUACUUGAUAAUGAAAAUAGUUUUAUAAGUUCUAGUCGUGACAAGACUGUUAAACUUUGGUCUUUAAGAAAUCAAGGUGAUGGGAACAGUAUUUCUCAAUGUCAAUACACUUAUUCUAGACACCGUAAAUCUGUAUUAUCAGUUGCAUAUUUGGAAAAUCUUAGAAUGGUUGCUUCCUGUGAUUCUUCAAUACAUAUUUGGGAUCCAUGGUGUGGUGGACGUCUCUUAUGCUCAAUGAAUGGUAUACCUGUUAAUGUUCUUAAAUGUCUGCCAACUCCACAUCCAAAUAUAUUAGCUGCUUCUACACAACCAACCUUACAUUCUAUUGAUCCCAGAAAUGGAAAGUCUGUAGCAGAACUUAAAAUAUCUGUCAAUGCCACUGGACUUAUUAGGAGCAUUGCUGUACCAACAAACGCUCACUGGGUUGCUGUUGGUCAAUCAUCUGGUUAUCUAACUGUUAUUGAUUUACGAACUGGUCAAGCUUUAGCUAACUGGAAAGGGCAUGAAGGAGAGGUAUUACAAUUGUUAGCUGUUAAUUCUAACACAAUUGUUAGCUCAUCUCUUGAUCAAUCAUUAUCUGUUUGGAAUGUUUCAAAUGGAAAUCUUAUCUAUAAUAUGAGAGGGUCACCUGAACCAGUUCAUUGUUUAGGUCUUCACGGAAAUGAAUUGAUUUCAGGUACUACAGCUAAUCGUAUUGGCAUUCAUACAGGAUUUACUAGUGAAGCAUCAUUUUCCUCUACAAAAAUUAGAGCUGAUACAUUUAAAGGAGUAUUAACCACAAUGUCAGUACUAAGUCUAAAUCAAUUAUUAUUACUCGGUGCCGAUAAUGGCAAUAUCACACUCUUAUGCUAAAAGGUGUAAUUGUUGGAUACUCUCAUAUUUUAUGUAUACAAAAUAUUUCCUAUUAUUAUUCUGUAUGAACAUUUAUAUUGAUUAUUUAUACAU